Molecule: messenger RNA, 540 nt
Organism: Puccinia graminis f. sp. tritici CRL 75-36-700-3
Lineage: Eukaryota; Fungi; Basidiomycota; Pucciniomycetes; Pucciniales; Pucciniaceae
Exons: 2
Coding region: 1-540 (179 amino acids)
Source: RefSeq, a predicted model, not a curated record
AUGCACUACGCACACUUCCUGCUUAAAAUCUAUGAUAAAUCUGCUUCCUGCCACACCUUGCUGGCACAGUGGUUAACAGCCCACUUCAAGAGCCCACCGUAUUUGAUCCUUGAACGCCCAAGAAGUCUGAAGCUCGACUCCUGCCUGUUGCAAACCACAUCCAACUGCACUCCGAUGCACGUCCACAUGGACCCGCUUGCUACCCUAAUCAGCAUGGUAGUCAUCUUGGACGUGAUGAUGGCCCCCGUGCUGGGCCAUUAUGCGGCCGUCAAACGGGUCCGAAAAGGGAACGAAAACCUGACAUGUUUCAAUUGUCCAAGAGAGGGCUACCAAGCAGCUUACAAGGGUCAGAGGACUCUCUCCGUUUCUUCACAUAACACUGGACGGGGCUGUUCAUUACUCACCUCACAAAGCUCCGAGACAUCAGCCUGUCCUGGCAUUGUCUCCGGUAAGGAAUGGACAUGUGACGUGCACAGUGGAUACCAGACGGAAGAAAGUGAUCAAAUGGCGCUGCAAAGACAGUUAAAAGGUACACCAUAA